UGAAGUAUAACAUUUAUUAUCAAAACCUGAACAUAAAGGUCCAACAUAAGUAAAUCUUGAAAAUAUUUAAUUUUACCCUGAUGGAGCUUAAUUAUGAGAAAUUACUCCUUAAUAAUGAAUUGUAGCCAUGAUGCUUAACGAUAAAGAUAAAUAGAAUGACAAAAUAUUGCCAGGACCUGGUGAUUACGAAAUUAAAUUCCCGCUUUUCGAUCCAGAUUACAUUAUAAAAAACAAUUAUCAUCUUUUGCAAUUUAACCUGGAAAAGAUCGCCUUGGAAAAUAAGAGAGAGUAUAAGAACAAGAAAUAAUUGGGCCAGGUAUUAAUAAUAAUUAAAUUUAAAAGGAUCUUAUUAACUUCCUAUCAAAUUUGAUGAAAUAACAACAGAGAAAUUACUAGUCUCUGGGAAUGUAUUCAAGUAAGAGAGUUUGAGAUAACCUUAUGGCGAUUUUGAAAAGAAAAUAGGUCCAAAUCCAAAAAGCC
This is a messenger RNA of Paramecium primaurelia, 480 nucleotides long. The record is from the annotation of a GenBank genome assembly. NCBI's taxonomy places the organism in Eukaryota, Ciliophora, Oligohymenophorea, Peniculida, Parameciidae.